AUGCUCGUGGAUGGAGCGCCUGGGCGCGAUGCAUCAAAGCUAGGACACGAAACGACCAGCGCGGCGGAGCCUGUGGUCCUUGAGGAAGAGCAACCGGCGAAGAAGAAGGUCCCGAUAUCUCUCGAGGAGCUUUUGCAGAAGAAGACGGAAGAGAAAGCGGCUGCUGAUAAGCCAAAGUUCUUGUCGAAAGAGGAGCGUGCGCAACUGGCGCUCGAGAAGCGGCAGAGAGAGGUGGAGGAACAGAGAAGGAAGCAGGAGGACGAGCGGCAGGCUCGAGUUGCGUUUUUCUCGGAGUCUAAAGAUACGCGACCUGAUGACGGCAGGGGAAGACGAGGCGACGACCGCUCCAGAGCGGUCAAGGCGGACGACUCGAAACCCGAAGAGUUAGGUGAAAAGGAGCUAGCGGCUAUCCGCGAUCGGUAUAUGGGAAUCGAGCGGAAGCGGAGGAAGAUUCGACGAAUGAACGACAAGAAGUUUGUGUUUGACUGGGACACGCAAGAGGACACGUCGCAAGACAUCAACCCACUGUACGAGAACAGGCACGAGUCGCAGUUCUUUGGCCGUGGUCACAUUGCGGGAAUCGACUUGAAGGAGCAGAGAACUGUGAGAGCUGCGUUCUACGAUAAGCUUUUGCAGGACCGUCGAACAGACGAGCAAGUCGACAGGGUAUCUGAACUGGCGGAAUUGGAUCGGGUCAAGGAGAAGAAGACGGCUUGGGAUGACAGGCAUUGGUCGGAUAAACCGUUGGGUCAGAUGAAGGAGCGUGAUUGGCGUAUCUUUAAAGAAGAUUUCAACAUCUCGACUAAAGGUGGGAAUAUCCCUGAUCCACUACGAUCAUGGAAGGAGUCGACUAUCCCAGCAAAGAUCUUGGAGGUCAUUGAUGAAGUCGGGUAUAAGGAGCCAACCCCCAUCCAGCGGCAAGCGAUCCCCAUCGGGCUGCAGAAUCGUGACAUUAUCGGUGUUGCCGAAACCGGUUCCGGAAAAACCGCUUCCUUCGUCAUCCCCAUGUUGGUUUUCAUCAGCGAAUUGCCCCCGCUGACGGAGGAGAACCGAGAUCGUGGACCCUACGCACUGAUCAUGGCCCCGACCCGUGAACUGGCCCAGCAGAUCGAACAAGAAACCGCCAAAUUCGCCAAAGGAAUGGGCUUCAUCGUCGUUUCCAUCAUCGGCGGGCACGCAGUGCAGGAGCAGUCCUUCAACCUCCGCAAUGGCGCACACAUCAUCAUCGCGACCCCCGGCCGUCUCCGCGAUCUCCUCGAGCAGCAAAUCCUCGUCCUCUCCCAAUGCGCCUACAUCGUCAUGGACGAAGCCGAUCGCAUGAUCGACAUGGGGUUCGAAGCCGACGUCAAUUUCAUCCUCGACGCCCUUCCCGUCUCCAACAUCAAACCCGACACGGACGACGCCGAGAACCCCGACGCCCUGCGCGCCAAGCUGGGCCCGGCCAUGGCGAGGUUCAGGCAGACGGUCAUGUUUUCCGCCACUAUGCCCCCCGCUGUCGAGCGGUUGGCGAAACAGUACCUUCGUCGCCCCGCUGUCGUUACGAUUGGAACGGCGGGGCAGGUGGUGGAUACCAUUGAGCAGAGAGUGGAGAAUAUCAGCGAUGAGAGGAAGAAGGUGUCGAGGUUGCUGGAGCUCCUGCAGGCGGCUCAAUACGAGCCCCCGAUCAUCAUUUUCGUCAAUCAGCAGAAGGGAGCGGAUGUCCUGGCGAAGAAUCUGGCGAAACUGGGUUACAAAUCCACCGUCCUCCACGGCGGCAAGUCCCAAGAACAGCGCGAAGCCUCCCUCGCGGCCCUCAAAACCGGCCAAAAAGACAUCCUAGUCGCCACCGACGUCGCGGGUCGCGGUAUCGACGUCAAAAACGUAUCUUUGGUCGUCAACUACGACAUGGCGAAAAACAUCGAGGACUACACGCACCGGAUUGGGCGCACGGGCCGAGCGGGCAAGAAAGGGGUCGCGAUCACGUUCUUGAGCGAGGUGGCGGAUCUGGAUGUGUUUUAUGAUUUGAAACAGACGGUGCUGAAGAGUGGGAUUUCUACUUGUCCGCCGUGGUUGGCUAGGCAUGAGGCCGCACAAGCAAAAGGAGGAUCGUUCAAAGCGAAACGCAAACACGAGGAAACCAUCUUCAACCAGUAG
Fimicolochytrium jonesii is the source of this 2133-nucleotide messenger RNA. RefSeq names its product P-loop containing nucleoside triphosphate hydrolase protein. NCBI's taxonomy places the organism in Eukaryota, Fungi, Chytridiomycota, Chytridiomycetes, Spizellomycetales, Powellomycetaceae. The transcript has 4 exons. Gene Ontology annotation, biological process: mRNA splicing, via spliceosome. Gene Ontology annotation, molecular function: RNA binding; RNA helicase activity; ATP binding. Bases 1 to 2133 code for a protein of 710 amino acids. Gene Ontology annotation, cellular component: catalytic step 2 spliceosome. The record is from RefSeq and is a predicted model, not a curated record.